AUGGCUGAUGGUUGGACAGAUGUGAGGCAACAAACUCUGAUAAAUUUUCUUGUAUAUUCUACACAUGGCAUAAUAUUUGUGAAAUCUGUUGAUGCUUCUGAUUUAGUGAAAGAUGCCAAGACUUUAUUCUCAUUGUUUUCUGAAGUGAUUGAGUGGGUUGGUCCCAAAAAUGUUGUGCAUGUGGUGAUUGAUAAUGCUGCUAAUUAUGUAGCAUGUGGCAAGUUGAUUAAAGAGAAAUAUAAAAGUAUUUAUUGGUCACCUUGUGCUGCUCAUUGCUUGAAUCUUACUUUGAAAGACAUUGCAAGUAUGUCUCAUGUGUCACAACUUGCAACAAAGGCAUCAAAGAUCACUGUAUUUGUUUAUAAUCAUAUGGUCUUCCUGUCAUGGCUCAGGAAAAGAAAGGGUUGGAAAGAAAUUAUGCGUCCUGGUGCGACAAGGUUUGCUACAACAUUUAUCACAUUGCAUAGCAUAUAUAUGCACAAGUAUGACUUGCAAGCUUUAAUCACUGAUAAGCAUUUUGUGGAUCACAAAUUAUCAAGGACUGAAGCCGGAAUAAUUGUUAGUGCCAUCAUAUUAGAUAAUCAGUUUUGGAAUGAAUGUCUUGAAGUUGUGAAGAUUGUGUUUCCUCUUAUAAAGUUGUUGAGAAUUGUUGAUUCAGAUGAGAAGCCCUCUUUGCCUUAUGUUUAUGAAGGCAUGCAAAGGGCAAAAAAAGCAAUUAAAGUAGUCUUCAACAAUAAGAAAGACCAAUACAAGCCUUACACAGAUAUUAUCCAAGCCCGAUGGGAUAAGCACUUGAAGACCAAUCUUCAUGUAGCAGCAUAUUUAUUGAACCUUGCCUUCUUGUAUGAUGAUGACUUUGUUCACAAAAGAAGGUUAAUGGAUGCUAUGCUUUCAGUAUUUGAAUCAACUGAAAAUGAAGAUGUUGAUUAUAUUGUGAUGAUGAAGAGUCAAUUGAAGAAAAAUACAAGUUUUGAUCCAAUUGAUUAUGAAUCUAUUGACAAAUUGGACUUUUGGAUUGCUGAAGAGGAACAAGAGUUAGCUCCAGAGUUUGAUGCCGAUGAUGUCACUAAUUUGGAAAGUGCUAUACAUAAUGAGAAUCUUGUAGCUUCAUCAACUUCUGUGAGAAAUAAUGAAGGUGAAGAAGAUAUAAAUAUUUCAGAGCAUCCACAUUUGAAUGAUGAUGUUGGAAGUGGUUCUGGUUUCUCUCAAUCAUCUCCUAAUGUUUCAAUCCUUACUCUCGGAGAUUUGAAUGAAAUUAAUGAGGAUUUUAGUGUUGAUUAA
Molecule: messenger RNA, 1281 nt
Organism: Prosopis cineraria
Lineage: Eukaryota; Viridiplantae; Streptophyta; Magnoliopsida; Fabales; Fabaceae
Exons: 3
Coding region: 1-1281 (426 amino acids)
Source: RefSeq, a predicted model, not a curated record